UGGUACCUCUUGGUGGCCGCUUUCGAAUGUUCGAAGAACCCAAGUCGACAACUCGAAUCGUCGUCAUCUUUGGGAGUUGCACAUUUCCAUUUUCUCUCUCAAACUGCCCCAUCAAUGGCUUUCUCAAAAUCCCUCCUCCAUUCCCACUUUCCGAUCACCUCAAAGCCCUUCCAUGGCGUCCACCAUCGCCGCCCAUCUCUCCACACCACCGCCGUCAACAGAUCACCCAAACCCAUCUCCGCCGUCCAUGCAGCCGGCCCAUCGAAGUCAAAAUCACCGUCUCCCACCCAAUGGAGCCCCGAUAGCUGGAAGACAAAGAGGGCUCUGCAACUCCCCGAAUACCCAGAUCAGGCGAUGCUCGAUUCCGUCCUCCAGACCCUCGAGUCGUUCCCGCCGGUGGUUUUUGCCGGAGAGGCCAGGACCCUUGAGGAGCGGCUGGCGCUGGCCGCUGUGGGGAAGGCUUUUCUUCUUCAGGGUGGGGAUUGUGCCGAGAGCUUCAAGGAGUUUAAUGCCAACAACAUUCGUGAUACCUUUCGUGUUCUGCUCCAGAUGAGCGUCGUUCUUAUGUUUGGAGGUCAAAUGCCGGUUAUCAAGGUAGGGAGAAUGGCAGGUCAGUUUGCAAAGCCAAGAUCAGAUUCAUAUGAGGAGAAGGAUGGAGUGAAACUCCCAAGCUACAGAGGAGACAAUAUAAAUGGUGAUGCAUUUGAUGAGAAAUCUAGGAUUCCAGACCCCGAUCGAAUGAAUAGGGCUUACUGUCAGUCAGUGGCAACAUUGAACCUCCUUAGGGCAUUUGCCACGGGAGGUUAUGCUGCAAUGCAGAGAGUUACCCAGUGGAAUCUCGAUUUCACCGAGCAUAGCGAGCAGGGUGAUAGAUACCGAGAACUAGCCCAUAGAGUUGAUGAGGCCCUUGGAUUCAUGGCUGCUGCUGGACUCACUGUUGAUCACCCUAUCAUGACGACAACCGAGUUCUGGACAUCUCAUGAGUGUUUGCUCCUCCCUUAUGAGCAAGCACUUACCAGGGAGGAUUCCACUUCUGGGAUUUACUAUGACUGCUCGGCUCACAUGCUUUGGGUGGGUGAACGAACUCGCCAACUUGAUGGUGCACAUGUUGAGUUUUUGAGAGGCGUUGCUAAUCCGAUUGGCAUUAAGGCAAGUGAUAAGAUGGAUCCAAAAGAAUUGGUCAAGCUUAUUGACAUUCUAAAUCCCACGAACAAGCCUGGAAGAAUUGUAGUGAUUGUAAGAAUGGGAGCUGAGAACAUGAGAGUGAAACUUCCACAUCUUAUCAGGGAAGUCCGCCGAGCUGGUCAGUUUGUCACUUGGGUUAGCGACCCUAUGCACGGGAAUACGAUCAAAGCUCCCUGUGGACUAAAAACACGUUCUUUUGAUGCAAUUAGGGCUGAGGUGAGAGCGUUUUUCGACGUACACGAUCAAGAGGGAAGCUACCCUGGAGGAGUUCAUUUGGAGAUGACAGGGCAGAAUGUAACCGAGUGUGUUGGAGGCUCACGGACAAUAACAUAUAAUGAUCUGAGCUCACGGUACCAUACUCACUGCGACCCCAGACUCAAUGCUUCUCAGUCUCUAGAGCUUGCCUUCAUCAUCGCAGAGCGGUUGAGGAGGAGAAGGCUCAGAACUGGUCAAGCUUCAGGAUCGUUCUGAGAAUAGCAGCCUCGGGUAAAUGAUCUUAUGUACACUUAACCCUUGCUUUGAUUUUAUCAUGGAUUAAAAAACGGUAUAUAGCUAAAAUGCACUUGGAAUUUAUCUAUUUACGUCACAUAAUGUUGGGUCGGGUCGGUUCAUGUAACACCUAGCAGUGGUAUUUGAGUAGAAGUAAGGCUUGAAAUGGUGUUUUGAGUGGUCGUAGAAUGUAGUAGAGAUGUGGUGAAAAAGAAGUUCUAUGUAAUGUUGUUUGCCUGUUUGGUGUAUCAGCUACUCUUUGUAAAAGGUAAAAGAUAAGUACAAGAUAGUGAAUAAAAUUCACUAAGCACAUAUAAUUGGAGGCUUGGAGCAGGAGGUCCCUAUA
This is a messenger RNA of Momordica charantia (bitter melon), 2020 nucleotides long. Its product is annotated as phospho-2-dehydro-3-deoxyheptonate aldolase 2, chloroplastic. The record is from RefSeq and is a predicted model, not a curated record. Gene Ontology annotation, molecular function: 3-deoxy-7-phosphoheptulonate synthase activity. Gene Ontology annotation, biological process: aromatic amino acid biosynthetic process. NCBI's taxonomy places the organism in Eukaryota, Viridiplantae, Streptophyta, Magnoliopsida, Cucurbitales, Cucurbitaceae.